AUGCCUGCAGAAACAUUCCAUACGUUCCUUGCUCCCCCACCAAGGUACAAUUUCAACCGCCCCGGGAGCGCAAGAACUGCCAAUGCCCCAAACCUGUUGAUCGCUAUCAAGUCACAUGGCAUAACACUCAACAUCAUAUCGCCCGGCGGGAGCAUGUCACCCGAACACCCGGAAUUCGAAAAUAUUGUCCUCGCAGCUAUCGAUAUCGCAAGUGAUGGCGCUCCAAGAUUAUCCGUUGGCAAACUCUAUUUCAAUCCUAUCCUCCUUGGAGAAUUGCGAGAUGUAACUCUGGUUACUCGGGAUGGAAAGGAGACAAUGUUGUUUGUUGAAAUAUUCUGCAGCCAUAAGUAUCGAGCUAAAGCCAUCGAGAAUAUGCUUCAAUCGGUUGAUGCUGGAGCUUUGAAGUUGGAUAAAUGUAGUAUCUGUAUGGAGUCGUUUGAUGCGGCUAAUGAAAAUAAAUUCAACGAUCAUAGAACAGCCAAGUUGCCCGAAUGUGGACAUGUUUUUGGUCGAUACUGCAUCACUAAUUGGUUGGAGAUGAACAGCACAUGUCCGAUGUGUCGAGAAGAAGUGGAGCUGGUACUUGAAUUCGAUCUACGAGUAUGGGUGGAUUGUGACUGGCAGAUGCUUUAG
Molecule: messenger RNA, 633 nt
Organism: Sclerotinia sclerotiorum 1980 UF-70
Lineage: Eukaryota; Fungi; Ascomycota; Leotiomycetes; Helotiales; Sclerotiniaceae
Exons: 1
Coding region: 1-633 (210 amino acids)
Source: RefSeq, a predicted model, not a curated record